Molecule: messenger RNA, 2340 nt
Organism: Amyelois transitella
Lineage: Eukaryota; Metazoa; Arthropoda; Insecta; Lepidoptera; Pyralidae
Gene: MET1
Product: protein cycle
Exons: 5
Coding region: 788-2287 (499 amino acids)
Biological process (GO): regulation of transcription by RNA polymerase II
Cellular component (GO): aryl hydrocarbon receptor complex; nucleus
Molecular function (GO): protein dimerization activity; RNA polymerase II cis-regulatory region sequence-specific DNA binding; DNA-binding transcription factor activity, RNA polymerase II-specific
Source: RefSeq, a predicted model, not a curated record
UCGAUCGCCACCGAAGAGAAGAUCUUCCGCCAGACUAAGUGUUAUGCCUGGGGAAUCGCGGCUCCGACGAUGUUGAGCCGGAGGUUGUAUUUAUGCUUAUAUACUUACCCUAUCUCCUUCACCGAAUCCAAAGUUUUAUGGAGUUCGGUUUAAUGGUUUUUAAGUGAAAGACAGACUAACAAACACACAUACACACUUUAACUAGUAAGUGCGGUGAUUGCGCUUCAAAGGGGGGCCAAACGCUAUAUAUCAUUGGGGCUGAAACUAGCAGCUGUCAUUUUGAGUGGAGCAUUUGGUCCAGCGUACUUCUAUUAUUGCGUCAGUGCGGUCUAGCUUCAUUUAGUUAGUAGAGUCCAAAGAGAAUAUAUCCACAGAUCCAAUACGUUUUUAGUAGUCUGUGGUUUGUUGCUACGGCACCGCGUAGGUUUUGCAGUCCGCAAUAAAUUAAAAUUCACUAAAAUCCGUUUUUAAUAUUCGGGUCUAAUCUCUUAUGUUCAACAGUGUUUUAUCGGCAAUAUUCAAGUUAUUGUUCCUACAUGAUACAUACUUUUCGUAGUGUGUGAUGAAAAUUGUGAAUUGGUUUGAUUUGACACUGACAAGCAAGACAAGUAAAGUGAGGGUUUGUUUUCAACAGUGCUCAACUGCUUAGUUGAGUUGAGAUAGGACUGUCCUUCCUCACUUAAUUAUUUAUAGUGUAUGUAUAUUUCUCAAGGGUGUUGUGUUUAAUUUGACUUUUAAUAUUUGAAUUGCACACCAGUACAUGGUGUAAAAUAAUGUGAAUAUUACCAUGACAUCUCCCAGUGGUAUUGGUGCGCGGAUCGGCGUACAUACAGGUAUGGCGAGCCAGUUGUCGGCCACAAAUCAAGCGGACUUCGGCAUGGCGGUAGCCGUCCGGCCGCAAACUGCGCUUGUUUAUGACGUCCAUAUACCAGGCUGUAGCGACUCUUCUUCUGAAUCUCACUCCCCUGAAAUGCCUUCAACUAAAGCUAGUGACCGUGAGUCGCGCAUCAUUGCUGAAAAGCAACGUCGAAGCCAGUAUAAUGCCCAAAUUACUCAGAUUUCUGCCCUUUUGACUGAUAUAGUACAUUCACAGCGCAAAGUGGACAAAACUAGUGUAUUGAGACUUGCAGCUAAUAAGCUUCGCAAUGAACAUGUAUUUGGUGACUCAAUCACAUGUGGCCACAUUGAGACAUGGUCAUCUUCGUUUGUCAAGUAUUUUGAUCUGUUUGAUGGAAUUAUGUUAGCUGUGACAUGUAGAGGCCGAAUAUUCUUAGUCUCUCCAAAUGUUCAAGAAAAGUUGGGUUACUGUCACAUAGAUUUGUUAGGGCAAGAUCUUUACAAUUAUGUCCAUUAUGAAGACAAAGACAUUCUCAAUCAGCACAUUUAUCCACCAGAGCUUCGUAGCGGUUGCAGUAGAAGGCUUCUUGAAGAACAUCAUAAUUUCCAUAUCCGCAUAAUGAGAGCCAAUGCAAAGUCUGACCCUCCUAGGUAUGAACAAUGUCGAGUGGAUGGAGUUUUGAGACGAGCCGAUAGGGCUACAACAAAUGCUGUACAAGAUGAGCAAACAAUAAGGAGACAAAGAGUAAGACAUAAUCGCACAUUUUCUUCAAGUGGUAAUGACAUAGUUUUUAUUGGAAUGAUUCAUGUCCAAUCAAAUGCACUUCCAGCACGGAUAUUACCUCCAACAGCAUACACAGAGUACUGGACAAGGCACCUGAUAGAUGGCCGUAUUGUGCAGUGUGACCAGAGCAUUUCUCUAGCUGCUGGAUACAUGACAGAGGAAGUAACAGUUGUGUUGGCAGAUUCCGACGCCCUCCGAGCGGUGAAGUUGGACCCAGCUGUGUUAGAAGCUCAGCUUACGGUGCACACUAGAGAACCAGUGGAAGUUGCUAGCAGCAGCACCAGGUCAUCUCAAACUAAGGGUACCAAGGAUGUAACCCAGGAUAGCUUCGAGAUAAUGAUAAAGAAGCAAGAAUCUGCAUUGCUGUCCUUAACAUCCACUCAAUUCGACCUGCUGAUGAAGUUCACGGAGACGCUUCGCCAACAACGGCAUGCUAUUCAGAAACAAUUGGAAUGUGCAUUUUGUAAGAACAACGGGGAGCCUCUAACCUGGUACUCCGCACAUUCUCUAAAGGACAGUCGAGGCCGCGUGCGAUGCCCAGUACUGCGCGGGUACCGCUGUCCUCUAUGCGGGGUUUCGGGCGACUGGGCUCACACCAUCAAGUAUUGUCCAGAUAACAUCACAGGUCUGUCUUCAGAUCCAUGCAAAGUACAGAACUACGAGUGACCGUUUUAUAAGUUCACACAUUUGAAAAGAAAUAAAUUACUAUUCUUUUUAAA